AAACCAGUGGAUAUUACCAACCAAUAGCAGCGUGUUACGCGUGUAUUUAUUCAUGAGAUGCGUUUUGUUAUUUCACGAUGACUUUCGAGGUGCAUUAAAUAUUAACACGGCAUCAAAUAACUGAGAGGGAUUCAUACUACUAAUAUCACUGAAACAUGUCGGCACAACUACGGCUGAAGUGAGUCGACCAUCUAGUUUGGGUAGUGAGUCUUUCCUCUCGCCGAACGGAGCCAACGGGAGCCUCGUCUCUCUGUGCUGAACGGGUGGUGUGUCGGCUUCAAUGGGUGUCCGGCCAGGAGGAGGCUUCGUUCACCUGCGUAGGUCUACCGGGGGGAAGAUGGAGCGCCGUCAGUGGUGGAAGAGGCUCCCGUCGCCUUCGCCUAACAUGAGCUACGAGUGUUGAAGGCUGCGACCGUUCUGCGUCUUCUGCUUCGCCGGUCCUGUGACGAUGUGAGGAGCAGAAGGCCCGAUCAGCGGGGAGAGGGAAUCGGACCGCCGACUCUGAAGCCAGCGCAUGACCGGCGCUCACUGUGAAGACGCGAGGGCGGAGUCCACGGGAGCCAAUCGGUGAAAUGCGUCUCGGCGUUGACGACCGGCCCGACCGAUAAGAAUCCCCCCCCGACCCGUCUCUUCCUCUUCGGCGAGUUCUCCGCCUCUUCGACAACCGCUCGCCAUGCGUCCGUCCCUCGCCACGGCGGUCCUGCCGCCCAGGACCCGAUCCCACAAUCCACCCAACCUGGCAGUGGGGGGCCGGGAACACCUGGCGGCUCCGCGGAGGCGCAGCCCCCACCUGCGGCACACCCUCAGCCCGGACAACCUGCGCACCCUGGCGGAGAGGGGCGGGGCCGCCUCCGACGCCGCCUCCGUCAUCAGCGGCCCCGUCGGGCUCCUGCGGGCCAACAGCGACACAGAUCUGGUGACCUCCCAGAGCCGGUCCUCGCUCACGGCGUCCACGCUGGAGCACACGCUGAACCGCGGCCAGAACCUCGUCAUAUCCUGGGACAUCAAGGAGGAAGUGGACGCCACCGACUGGAUCGGGCUGUACCACAUCGAUGAAACCAGUCCGUCCAACGUGUGGGACUGUAAGAACCGAGGGGUGAACGGCACCCAGAAGGGUCAGAUUGUCUGGAGGCUGGAGCCCGGGGCCUACUUUAUGGAGCCGGAGACUAAGAUCUGCUUCAAGUACUACCACGGAGUGAGCGGAGCCCUGAGAGCCACGACGCCCUGCAUCACAGUGAAGAACCCUGCAGUCCUGGUGGAGGGCCUGGCGGAGCAGGUGGGCGUCGAACAUCCACGAAAACUCAUCAGCUUCACUCUGACCGAUCUGCGUUCUACCGGCAUGAAGAAGGGAAUGUUUUUCAAUCCGGACCCGUACCUGAAAAUGUCCAUCCACCCGGGGAAGAGGAGCGUCUUCCCCAUCUUCAGCCACCACGGUCAGGAGCGGCGGUCGGCAAUCAUCGCCAACACCACCAACCCCGUCUGGCAUGGAGAGAAAUACACGUUUGUAGCUCUCAUGACGGACAUCCUGUACAUCGAGGUGAAGGACAAGUUUGCCAAAAGUCGACCGAUCAUCAAACGCUUCCUCGGUCAGCUCACUAUCCCCGUGCAGCGGCUCAUCGAAAAAAUACCCGGAGUCCAGCCGGUGAGCUUCCCCCUGUGUCGCCGUCUGCCCACUGAACACGUUAGCGGCCAUUUGCAGUUCAAAGUGGAGCUCACGUCGACUGGGCCCGACGGCGCCUCUCCCGAGUCCAUCAUUGGCCACUCCCCCUUGAACGGAGCUCCGGGGACUCCGUCCGACGACGAGGACCUGCCCCACCAUCUUCCAGGACUGGUUUCAUCGGGCCCUUCUCCCACCGGCUCCCAUGGCUCCCAGAGCAUGUGGGAAGGCGGGGCCACGGCCUACCCAAAAAAGGACCUGCCUCUCGUCGGAGCCCAGGGUCGAUUCGCGGAGCACGAGAGCCUGUCGUGCCACGCAAUGCUCCAGAGGUCGCUCAGCGAGGGCCUGGACGCCAUCGAGGCCCCCAAAGGCCCCGGGGCGAGGCCCCUGGGCGCGGCCUCGCCCAAACUGCGCUCCAGCUUCCCCACUCACACGAGGCUCAGCGCCAUGUUGCACAUCGACUCCGACGAGGAUGACGAGAGGUCCGGCGCCAACGACAUCGUUCCGCUGCCGCUGUCGCCGCUGCUGACGAACGGAGAACCUCCGGACGACAGCGGCCCCGAUGAAGACGACCCGUUCCCCGAGUUCCACCUGUGGCCGGAGCGGCGGGAGCCCUCGGCGCCGACGGAGGAGCCCGCGGGCGCGGCGGGCGGCGCGACGGAAGACCGUGAACCGGGCCUCCCCGAGGCGGAGGUGGCCCCGGAGUUGCGGGCGGGUCCGGACUCGGAGGAUGUUUCGGAGCCGGACGUCUUCUCCGAAGUGGAGGAGGCUCCGUUCGCGGAGGCCGUGUCCCAUAAUGCCGUUGCAGAGGGGGAAGGAACGGGGCCGGGCGACGACCCCUCCUCAGAGAUGGACACCUGCUCCAUGGCAACAGCCCCGCAGACGGUCCUCUCGUCGUCAGAGAGCUGCCCAAUCACAGUGACGACGGCGGUGGAAGCGGAGGAGGGAGCGGAGACGGCCAUCGAUCCGAGGGGAGACGUCGUUUCCGGAACCCCGCCAACCAAUCACGCCGUGGACGACGAGGGGGGCGGGCAGGCCGCCAUCGCCGAGGCCGCGCGGGAAGCCGCCCCCCCGCCCGGCGACCCGGCGGCGGUCGAGGAGAUCGGCGUGAGGAGGCUGAGCCUGCAGGCUGCGGGAGGCGUGGCUGAAAGACGGGCGGGGGAGGAGGCGAAACCCAACGAGGAGGCGGGCUCCGCUGAUUCGGACCAGACCGCCACGGAAACGGAUGGAGAGGAAGGACCUCACGUUAACGGCCAUCCUGUCUGCUCGCUCCCGUCUGUGCGUCACGACAUCCACCGAUACCAACGCGUGGACGAGCCUCUACCUCCCAACUGGGAGGCUCGGAUCGACAGCCACGGGAGGAUCUUCUUCGUGGACCACGUGAACAGAACCACGACGUGGCAGCGGCCCACCGGACCCCCGGCCCCGCAGGGCCUGACCCGCUCCAACUCCAUUCAGCAGAUGGAGCAACUCAACCGCAGGUACCAGAGCAUCAGGAGGACCAUAACCAACAGCGACCGGUUGGAGGAAACCCCCGCGGAGCCUCCGGAACCCGAGGGUGAACUGAUGCCUCACUCCAUCUCAGAAUACCGGCGAGAAAGUGCCGUCGCUCACUCCAGCGGCCGCUCGCGCCUCUCCCUGCUGCUCCAGUCGCCCAGCGCCAAGUUCCUGUGCAGCCCCGACUUCUUCACCGUGCUGCAUUCUAACCCCAGUGCCUACCGCAUGUUUACCAGCAACACCUGCCUGAAGCACAUGAUCAGCAAGGUGCGUCGGGACGCCCACUACUUUGAGCGCUACCAGCACAACCGCGACCUCGUCACCUUCCUCAACAUAUUCUCCAACAAGCAGCUGGAGCUUCCCCGCGGCUGGGAGAUGAAGCACGACCAUACCGGGAAGCCCUUCUUCGUGGAUCACAACUGUCGCUCCACGACCUUCAUCGACCCGCGGCUCCCUCUCCAGAGCUCUCGCUCCACCGGGCUGCUGGCCCACCGCCAGCACCUGAGCCGCCAGCGCAGCCACAGCGCCGGCGAGGUGGUGGACGACUCUCGCCAAGCCAACCCGCCCGUCACGCCGCGCCCGUCCAGCACCUUCAGCGGCUCCAGUCGAAGUCAGUACCACGAUGUGGUGCCUGUGGCCUACAAUGACAAGAUAGUGGCGUUUCUACGGCAACCCAACAUCGUGGAGAUCCUCCAGGAAAGGCAACCCGAGCUCGCCAGGAAUCCCUCGCUCAAGGAGAAAGUUCAGUUUAUUCGCACUGAGGGAGUAACAGGGCUGGCUCGACUCUCUAGCGACGCCGACCUCGUCAUGCUGCUGAGCUUAUUUGAGGAGGAGGUGAUGUCAUUCGUGCCGCCGUUGCUCCACGCAAAUUACUGCCUCUCGUCUCCCCAGAGCUCCCCCGGCACCCAGCGAGCCAACGCCCGUGCUCCCGCUCCCUACAAGCGUGAUUUUGAGGCUAAACUGAGGAACUUCUAUCGAAAGCUGGAGACCAAAGGCUACGGACAGGGACCGGGGAAAGUCAAGCUCAACAUACGCAGGGACCACCUCCUGGAGGACGCCUUUAACCAAAUCAUGUGUUACUCCCGUAAAGACCUGCAGCGGAGCAAACUCUACGUCAGCUUCGUGGGCGAGGACGGGCUGGACUACAGCGGGCCGUCCAGAGAGUUCUUCUUCCUGGUGUCCAGAGAGCUGUUCAACCCGUACUACGGCCUGUUCGAGUACUCGGCCAACGACACGUACACCGUCCAGAUCAGCCCCAUGUCGGCCUUCGUAGACAACCACCACGAAUGGUUUCGCUUCAGCGGGCGCAUCCUGGGCCUGGCCCUGGUCCAUCAGUACCUGCUGGACGCCUUCUUCACCCGACCCUUCUACAAGGGGCUCCUUCGCAUCCCGUGUGACCUGAGUGACCUGGAGUUCCUGGACGAGGAGUUCCACCAGAGCCUGCAGUGGAUGAAGGACAACGACAUCGAGGACAUGCUGGACCUCACCUUCACUGUGAACGAGGAGGUCUUCGGACAGAUCACAGAGAGAGAGCUGAAGCCCGGGGGGGCCGGUAUCCCCGUGUCGGAGAAGAACAAGAAGGAGUACAUCGAGCGCAUGGUCAAGUGGCGGAUCGAGCGGGGAGUGGCCCAGCAGACCGAGAGCCUGGUCCGAGGCUUCUAUGAGGUGGUGGACGUGCGUCUGGUGUCGGUGUUUGACGCCAGGGAGCUGGAGCUGGUGAUCGCCGGCACGGCGGAGAUCGACCUGUCAGACUGGAGGAACAACACCGAGUACAGAGGAGGUUACCAUGACAACCACAUAGUGAUUCGCUGGUUCUGGGCAGCUGUGGAGCGGUUCAACAAUGAGCAGAGGCUGAGACUGCUGCAGUUUGUGACCGGCACCUCGAGCAUCCCCUACGAGGGAUUCGCCUCUCUGCGGGGCAGCAAUGGACCCCGCAGGUUCUGUGUGGAGAAGUGGGGGAAGAUCACCUCCUUGCCCAGGGCUCACACUUGCUUCAAUCGCCUGGACCUGCCCCCGUACCCCUCCUUCUCCAUGCUCUAUGAGAAGCUGGUCACCGCCGUGGAGGAGACGAGCACCUUCGGUUUGGAGUGACCUCCAAUCGACUUCAUCUCGGGAGGGAGAACUAUCCGGGGGAAAAAAUCCACCGUUCUCGCUGAGAAGAGACAUGGAAACUAAACUAAUAUCCUCAAAUGGCAACUAACCCCCCCCACCCACUCCAUCACCUUCACCCGUGGACAACUCUGCACAUGUUUUGUUUGUGUUUCCCCGGCUGGCUUCUCUCAGGCUCCGUUCCGAUUCUCCGCCUCUCUCGCGCAUCUCGGAGAAGUCUGUGAAGUGAACGCCUUCUGGAGGAAAGGAGGACAGUCGGAGAGCGGUCUGGAGAGCUGCUCAGGACAACUUCUUGUGUUCAUGGUACCCGUUGUCCAUUGAGCCACAUGUGUGCUUCAGCUCCUCAGUGUACUGGAUUUCUAGCUCCUCCUCCUCCUCUUCCUCUUCCUCCUCCUCCUCCAACAAACACUAAGCUCCACUCUCCUUCUCUGGACCUCAAAACUGUGUCCUUUCUGCACUGAGUCUGCAACGUUAUGAACUCUAACACACACACGCUAACCACCUUUGCACAACACACACACACACACACACAACAUAAGACAUGUUGGUUUUAUUGAUGUUGCAAACCAGUGUUUCCCCCCCAAGAUUUUUUUUAUCAGCAUAGAAAGAUGUGACAUUUUAGAACUGGAUGUUGGCUGGUCCUCCUCGCCUGUCUGAGAGUCGGGGAUACACUGGAGUGCACAAAGACACACACACACACACACACACAGAUAAACGUACACAAAUUGUAUGUGGACUAAAAAUACACUUGUUUUUUCAUCGUUUUAAUUGCUGAAUUUGAAAGCUGGACAAUGCGUCUCAAAUCUUCAGCGACACCGACGGACAGCGAGCUCUGGUCAGGACGUUAACCCCCGAGCUGCCGCGUCAUCGGAGCUCUCACGCGGACACGGAAGGUACGGACACACCUGAGACACGCGGCCCUGUUCCUGCAUAUACUCACCAAGGUAUCCGGUAUCACACACACACACACACAGAUAAUUGCAGCAGCGGGGGCACUUUCCUGCAGUGUGACCGACGCGGCACUCGUACCGGACACGCUUCAGACGGACGUGUUCCUGUCUGACGGAACGGUUCCACGCGGGCGUCACGAGCAACAGAUGCACUUUCUCUCACAGGCAGGUGACGGCCGCUCAUAAGUACGACACGGCCCCUCUCACCGAUGUGACCCCCGCCCCCACCCAACCUAUGAAAGGGACGAUUGUACCAAAUAAGUGACCGAAUGUAUGAACCUCGAGCGACUCUGUUUUCGGCCGUGGAGGAAGACUUCGCGGAGGGAAGGGAAAGGUGACGCGGUUGCUCGAGGAAGGAGGGCGACGUCGUGCCCUGACGCUGGCACCGGAUUCGGAAAGAUACCAGCCGGGUGUCAGGCCCAGGAACUUGGUCCAGAUACGGUGGUGAUACCUUUUUUUUAGUGCCUCCUGGGUUUUCCUGACCAUAAGGUGACAUUUCAUAAGGAAAGCUAUUUUUUUUUUUCUUGUAGAAAUGAAAUUGCAAACAAAGAAAGAAGAAAAAGGAUCCACGUGUCUCCCAAAUGAAACCUGAAUGUAGUCGCGGUUUGAAAUUCCCAAAGCAGAUGUGAACACCAGGGGGCGGUAGAGUGUGCCGUCGUUAUGUGAAGAACCAGUGGUUCCCUCCUUUCUGAGGGAGCCGGACAGGUGUGAUGAAGACGUGUGGAUAUAUUAUACUACAGAGCGUUUGGCAUUCAACUCCAUGCCAGGCAAUAGUUUUGUCUUAUAAGCAUGUGAUUCAAUUUAUCAAACUCUCAAGUGCACGACCCCCCCUCCCCCUCUCCUCCUUUUUGCUCAGUCUCACACACACACACACACACACUUUCUUACAUGCACACAAAUACACACACAUACUCGUUUUCUAUGGGGUGCAUGCAAGAUUACACCUACUGUACAGAGUCCCGUUGGAGCCAAACCACAUGGGGGAGGGUGGGGGGCUGAAAUAGAGAUGGCCCACGUGGAGGCAGACUGUUGUACCCAAGACCCCCCCCCCCCAAACCCCUCGUACCCUGCCCAAUACUGCAUGCGGGAUCUUCCCGGUCAGCUCUGUGAGCCGCGCCGCGGGCAGAAACCCCUAGAUGGCGUUGUGUUAUAGCUCGAUAUUGCAUGCUGAAAUAGUGCAACACACACCGUCCUUACUGGCUUUUUUUGCAUGAGGAUAUUGCUAUCCAAUCAGAAAAAAUAGGGGGGGUGGGGGAGGGGGGGCGAGGGAGCUGGUCAAGUUGCGCCAUUUCUGGGCGUGUCACUCACUCGAGGCAUGCGGCCUUCCGCUCACCUGGCACUGCCAAGCUCACGGGAAUCGACAGGUGCUCCCGUGGCGUCGCUCCGGGAAUGAAGCGCGAGUGCAGUCGUGUAUCUGCGGGGCGGCGAGUGUCUCGGCAGCAUGUUUCAAAAAGAAAAGAGAAGAGAAAACAAGGUGUUGUUACUUUCACACGUCUGCCUAUCUUAGUAAGAGGUCGGUGGGUCAUGGGUCAUCAAUAGGGCUGUUUUUGAUUUUGUGAAACGUGAGAGCACAUGUUCGUGUACCAUGUGUGCGGUCCUUGUUCGUCUCUUUGUAUAUAAAUGUAUAUGUACGUCCGUCCUGUUGUGUGUAUAAAUAUAUAUUUUGCACCGAAUGUACCAAAGGUUUGGGGCUUGCAAAGUCAACCAUUAGGCCUGCUCUCUCUCUCUCUCUCUCUAACCAAACACAUCCCACUUCUGGCUCCUGCCAAAUCCUUACAGACCAUCACCUCAUCCGAUGUGUGGCAUGGACAACACAGCGUACAUUCACCUGGCUCAGUUUGACGGUCUCUCCAUCAACGAGGCUUCCCUGCUGCAGGAGGCGAGUGAGACUGAUCCCUUGCUUCACAUCCAGGUGGAGGCAGCUGCACCUCUCUUUCUCUUCCUCUCAGUACAUUUCCACGUCUCCGGUUUUCAGAAUUCCACUCUAUGCAAAGCUCCUGUGUGUGUGUGUCUCCAUUUCACCCCAAUGAUUGUAAUAAAAGAGAACAAAUGGCAAAUUUU
This is a messenger RNA of Pseudoliparis swirei, 8274 nucleotides long. RefSeq names its product HECT, C2 and WW domain containing E3 ubiquitin protein ligase 2a (gene hecw2a). The record is from RefSeq and is a predicted model, not a curated record. The coding region runs from base 674 to 5245 and encodes 1523 amino acids. NCBI's taxonomy places the organism in Eukaryota, Metazoa, Chordata, Actinopteri, Perciformes, Liparidae. Gene Ontology annotation, biological process: regulation of dendrite morphogenesis. The transcript is spliced from 31 exons. Gene Ontology annotation, molecular function: ubiquitin-protein transferase activity; protein binding.